Messenger RNA from Eriocheir sinensis (Chinese mitten crab), 1768 nucleotides. It is a transcript of the gene SiaT, whose product is annotated as beta-galactoside alpha-2,6-sialyltransferase 2-like. The transcript has 8 exons. NCBI's taxonomy places the organism in Eukaryota, Metazoa, Arthropoda, Malacostraca, Decapoda, Varunidae. The record is from RefSeq and is a predicted model, not a curated record. The coding region runs from base 237 to 1526 and encodes 429 amino acids. Gene Ontology annotation, molecular function: sialyltransferase activity.
UCUUGUCCCUUUGUUCACGAAUCCAUGAAAGUGACUAGCCCUAUCAUCUUCAAGAGUAAAUAUUCAUUAGCUUCACUUGAUUAGUGGUGUGUGAAAUCCCGUGGAUUUCAGCUAUAUAGUUUGACCGUUAUGUCAGUGUUGGUGAAUUACUGGACGAGGCGGAACAGCCGUGAGUGUGUUAUACUGUGCUAGGAGGUGAGGACGAAGGCGACGUCCUCUGAUCAGACAGUGCAAGGAUGCGUAUGCUUGGCCUGAGCGUGUGGCUAUUCCUCAACCUGGUGUUCCUCGGCAUGGGCUCCUACUUGUACCUGCUGUGGGCCCAAUAUUGGCGCUAUGCCCGAACUGCACAGAUUGCCAGCAUACCAGACUCCUCCUGGCCCGAGGUGACUCUCGCAGGGGAAGAUGAUCCGGAGCCAAGGCCAGGCAAACCGAGGUUCCACUCAAACCUCGCACCACUUAAUCUUCCACUGCCACCCCGCCCUUCCCCGCCUCCGCCCCCCACCACCACACCCACCCCGCCCACGGCCCCGCCAACCACUCGAGAACAGCUGCUUCAGGAAGUACAGCGUCACAAGGUUGAUAUUUUCGUGCGCCUCCGGAGACUACAGAAAGAUAGAGGCAGUAUUCUGGUGAAGCAAGAGAACCGCUACGAGGUGCUGUACAGAGGGCGGCGGAGGCGAGGUCCCAUCACCAGCGAGGAGUUGCUGUGUGCCCUGCGCGAGGCGGGGGUGCGGACGCUAAGAGACGGAGAUGAGCCUUUCACCUCACAGGGCGUCUCCAAACACUUCCCGAGCACUGGCCUCCUGGAAGGACGACACUUCAACACGUGCGUAGUGGUGUCUAGCGCUGGAGGCAACAAGGGCUCUCAUCUCGGAACCUUUAUCGAUUCGCACGACGCUGUAGUGCGUUUCAACGAUGCGCCAACGGUCGGUUUUGAAGGUGACGUGGGCUCUAGGACGACUCUGAGGAUCGUCAACUCGAAGAUUUUGGUGAAGCCUGACUUUAAGUUUUGGGACUCUCCUCUCUACAAGGACGUGGCAGUACUAGCAUGGGACCCCUGCCACUACUCCUGUGACCUGAAUGAGUGGUACAAGAAUCCAGACUUUGACUUUUUCCCCGCGUAUUUCCGCCGCCGUCUGAUGCUGCCAUAUGAAGACCUCCACAUGUUACACCCAGCCUCCAUGUGGAACAUCUGGGACGUACUGCAGCGGUACACCCCUGACUCCCGCCUCCUGCCUAACCCUCCUUCGUCAGGCUUCCUGGGAAUAAUGAUCAUGUUGGCGCACUGCGAGAGCGUAGAUGUUGUGGAGUUCGUGCCAUCGCUGCGAAUGACGUCGCAAUGCCACUACUGGUCACCUGACAACGAUACUACUUGUACCUUCGGCGGCUGGCAUCCCACAGACACAGAGAAGCUGACGUGUCUCACACUCAACAGAGCCGGUGAUUUUGACACCUACGCUCGAGGAUUUGUCAGGAUACCUGGCUUUAAGACUAUUACCUGCCCUACUCAUAGCCCAGCCAGGUAGUGACGCCAAAUACUGGGACAUUAAAUAAGAUCUAUACAUAAUAUAUAUUAAGUGUCACUUGUUACUGUAUAUAUUAUGUUAUGUAUCUAUUGUUAUAGUGAACACUACGAGUUCACACCCUCUUUGCCUGCUUACCAAUCUCUUUCAAUAUUUGUACAUCGUUCAUGCUAUGACAAUUUGAAAAUAUGCAUAUGUUGUACAGCCGAUACCUGAACAUCUCAACAAAGGCUUAGAAUAGUGGA